GUUUUUUAACGACAACUAACUCAAGAGUAACGUCGUCUGUAGAAUUUACCAUGGUUAAUAAUUAGUAUACAACAGGUAGUUCCCCAAUCCAAUUUGAAUUCUAUAAUGGAGGACUAGGGGGAUCAUAAAGUUGAAGCUCCACAGAGUUCAACAACGGAUUGUUGUAUAGAAAACUUAUUUGUUGUUUGCGAUUUCCGAAGCACUUAAUGCGACGACAGUGGCCAAGGUGGUGAUCUUCAACCCUUCAGGCGAAUCGAUUGUGACGAAUAAGCUAUGGCGGGUAAUGUUGAGAGGGGUAAUACAAUUGAAGAGUGUGUGGUAGAGACUGAUUCUGAUUCUGAUGUUGAUGGAGAUGGAUGUUCCAGAGUCUCCUAAAGGGCUAUAGGUGGAAUGGAUGUUCCAGAGUCUCCUAAAGGGGUAUAUGUUGUAGAGAAUGGGGAAUCAUCUAGGUCUCCAUGUGUUGAUGGUGAUGUGCAUAUCCAGGGCUGCAGGACCCCAGUUGAGACAGGAGGAAAUGUCCACACUCCACACAGUUGUUUCUAGUAAUAAGGUAAAUGUAGUGCACACUGUUGAAUGUCCAAAGGUUGGAAUGGUGUUCAGUUCAUGGAAAGAUGUAGAAUCAUACUUAAAGGAAUAUGGUGAGCAAUGUGGUUUUGGUAUCACCAGGGUUCAAGGUUCAUUUUCUAAGAAGACGGACAAGAAAGAUAAGGAGCGUAGGGGGUCCACCUGGAGGUGCGAGUGUUGGGGGAGACCGGACAUGAGGGCUGUGCGGGAGGCAAAGAAGAGGGCUAAAGCCAUGAAGGUCAGUGGAUCAGUUGGUGCUCAUAUUGCAGAACCUGAAUUAAAUCGGGGCAAGAGGAAGUCUAAAAAGUGUGAGUGCGGGUGGAGGAUUUAUGCUAGUGUUAAUAGUGAUGGUGAUUGGGAGUUGAAAACAGUUAUUCUGAAGCAUAAUAAUCAUAAACCAGACCCUAGCCAAGCUGAUUUAGUUAAGGAGUAUCGUAUGAAGCAGCUGACAAAGACAUUGGCUGAGAGGUUGAUGGUGUUCUAUGAGGAAGGAGUACUUGUUUCUCGUAUCCACGUGUGUUUUGCUGCUGAGAUGGGAGAUGGUGGAAAAAUGAAGAUGACUGUGAAGGAUAUGCAACAUGAGGUAUACAAGGCGAGGCGUUUGAAAAUGGAAGGCGGUGACUCGGCAGCCAUGAUGUCCUACUUUGAGUACAUGAUGGCUGAUAAUCAUAACUUUUUUUAUGUAACCCGUUUAGAUGAAAAUGGUCGCCUAAAGGAUGUGUUGUGGGUGGAUGCUCGUAGUAGGGCUGCCUAUGAAUACUUUGGUGAUGUAGUUUGCUUUGAUGCGACUUAUCUCACUAAUGAGUUUGCUUUACCAUUUGCGAAUUUUGUUGGGGUAAAUCAUCAUGGGCAAUCUAUUCUACUUGGAAGUGCUUUAGUCUCUCAUGAGGACUCUGAUACGUUUCGGUGGAUAUUCAAGCAGUGGCUGUCAUGUAUGGGAGGGAAAGCACCAAUUGGUAUUCUGACUGAUCAAGCGCCAGCUAUGCGUAAACCUUUGGAAGAGCUUAUGCCUCAUACCCAGCACAGGUGGUGCAUUUGGCAUAUCACUUCUAAGUUUGGUGACAAGCUUGGGAAAUGCCCACUGUAUGCUGAGUUUAAAAGCCUGCUGAAAAGUGUUAUCUAUGAGAGCUUCACCCCAGAGGAGUUUGAGCGGAACUGGUGUUCAUUCAUUAAAGAGUAUGAACUUGAAAAUAAUGAAUGGUUGAGUAACAUGUUCCAAGAACGAGAGAUGUGGGUCCCUGCGUAUAUGAAAGAGUUUUUUUGGGCGGGGAUGAAGACUACUCAAAGAGUUGAGAGUAUCAACAGCUUUUUUGAUGGUUAUGUUAGCCGGAAAACCAAGUUGCAUGAAUUUCCAAGACAGUAUACUAGAGCCAUGACCAAACGGGUCAAAGAUGAAACAGAUGCGGAUGCAAACUGCAAAAAGUACAUUCGAAGGCUUGUAAGCGGUUUCAAGCUUGAGAAGUUGUUUCAAAAGAUUUAUACUGAUACUAAAUUCCAGGAAAUUCAAACUGAGCUGUCUAGAUUAAUGUAUUGCUACUGCCGUGAUGAGAAGAUGAUUACUGAAACUGUUGUGCAGUACCUUGUUGAGGAUCGUGUUUGGAUAAUCCCGGAAGGGGAAAAGGAGGAAAUCAUAACAGAUCGGAGGAGGUUUUACCAGGUCACCUUUGACAGUAUCAGCAAGGAGGUGUUUUGUGAUUGCCGGAAGUUUGAGAGCUGUGGAAUAAUGUGCAAGCACAUGUUUCGCAUUCUUGACCAGAAUCUGGUUUUUGACAUACCGGAGAAAUACAUCCUCACUCGAUGGCGCAAGGAUGUACAAAGAAGGCACACCCGGGUAACAGUCCCGUACCAUGACCCUUCUAAAACUGUGCAGGUGAAGAGAUUCAAUGCAAUGUUAUCUAAUUUUGAGUCCAUUUGUGAAGUUGCUGCAAAUGUGGAUGACGAUACUGUGCUCCUUGUAAUGAAAACCCUUAGCAAGUUGAAAACUGAUGUAGAUGAAGCUAAACAGAAGAGGGAGCAACUUCGUGAUGUCUGUGAAGUUGUUAAAUUUCCUACUGAAGUAGCAGAAGGGUUGACCUCUUCAUCCAUUAGAAAACCUUAUACUCCAUCCCAAUCAACUGUGUUCAAUGAAGAACCUUCAUCCCAGCAGGAUGAAACUGACUUUUCUGCUGAUCAGGACAAUGUUCCAGAAACAGUUUGUCACCCGCCUCCAUCACAAUGGCAACAGUCUCAGAAAACUGUUAAUGUUUUAGACCCUGUUACAAACAAGAGGUGAAGAGGAAGACCUAAGGGUAGUCGAAACAAGUCCAAAGCAUAGACUGGUUAUAAGAAGAAGAAAGUCAAACGGGUUGAUCAUGCAACUCAGUUCAUACUGGACACAUUUUAUCCUUCAUCUUUCUAUGGGGAAGUUCAGACUAGACGACAAAAACUACUUCAGCAGAAUCAGCAUGCCAAAAUUCAACUGAGCACCAAAAAUGCUACUUUAAAUCUCAGUGAUAGUGAUGACUGCGCAUCUGAACAUUCAUUUGAAUUAGGAUAUGUCAGGAAUGGACUGAAGAUGGCAUGGAGGUUGGGCAAUCUUGGCAUGGUGUAAUUGGGGAUCAAGGUCUUAGAACAUGGGUUGUAAUUGUUAUCGUUUUGCAUUUUUUGGAUACCUUAACCUAGAUUAUUGCCUGUGUUCAUGGUUGCAGUAUGCCUGUCUACCUUAUUUUGAAACUAAUUAAUUAACCUAUAUUUUGUUC
This is a messenger RNA of Chenopodium quinoa (quinoa), 3302 nucleotides long. RefSeq names its product protein FAR1-RELATED SEQUENCE 8-like. Gene Ontology annotation, biological process: regulation of DNA-templated transcription. Gene Ontology annotation, molecular function: zinc ion binding. The record is from RefSeq and is a predicted model, not a curated record. Lineage: Eukaryota; Viridiplantae; Streptophyta; Magnoliopsida; Caryophyllales; Amaranthaceae. Bases 434 to 2836 code for a protein of 800 amino acids. The transcript has 5 exons.